AUGAAAUCUAAUAAAACUAUAUUUAUUUACUAUGUAAUGGCAACUCUGGUGUAUUUUUCAUUAUAUCCCAUAACGGCAUCAAACGGGGAUUCGCUGGAUCAGGCAAUCGACCAACAAUUAAAUAAGGAACAGCUUCAACAUGAAUAUCCUAAAAACGUAGCUUUAGUUAAUGAUGGUAUCCAACCUUUAAGGCGUAAAAGAAGAUACUUGGAAUUCCCAGAAGGUUCAUCAUUUCAAUUAGUGUAUGACUUGAUCAUUGGCGUAGUCGACUACACCAACUAUUUAAUUUUGGGUGUAACUGUGGCCUUGGCUUGGGAAUUACCAUCUAAGCCACCUAGUGAAAUUUUCGAAGAUUUUACUGAACGGUUAAGAGAUGGCACCUUGGGAACUUCGCGCAAUGACACUGUUAAAAAUAUAAAAUAUAUAGACCUUAAAACGAAGAUGCCUAUAACUAAAACAUCAAGCGCCAAAUACGAAUAUAAUUUACAGCCAAUAUUUAGGCCACCAAUGCAUUAUCGAUAUUAUACCUAUGCGACGCCAGAUAGUUUUUACAAAUAUCAGAAUAAUAAAGGAUCGCAGAAUAUGAACUUCUACAAUCGCUACAAUAAUUGGUCUAGAAAGGAUAAUCAGUACUACUCACCAAAACAAGCUCAUCCUUUUACAAAAUGGACACAAUUUCAAAGCCGACCUAAAUACAGUACGAAUAGUAUAAAAUAUCCUUGGUGGAAUUUAUCAGAACGACUUAAGAACUCUUUUAUCAGACAUCCAAGUGUAAGAAGAUUUGAUAAAAAUACAAAUCGUAGCACAGCUCAAAUCAACUAUAAAAAGCCAAUUGGAAAUUACAAACCUUUCCCAAGUACUGGUCGUUCUGAACAUCGAAUAUAUCCAAUUUUCGGAAAACGUAGUAUUACCGUUGCUCAAAACAAAAAUGAAAAUAAGACGUCCCCACAUCACCGUUUCCGACGUAGUGGUAUUGUUGCUGACCUACCUUCGAAAUUAGAUCGCAUACAUAUAGAGCAACACCGUAAAACGCGUCAUGAUUUAUAUCAACGAAUAGAAAUCUAUUUAAAUGGUCGGGGAUCUCAUGGUCAUCAUUGUGUUCUAAGAGCACUGUGUGAGACGGGACAAAAAUCAAAGGAACAUAAGCCGGGAUCGUUUGUUGGGGAAUUAAUGCGAGCUAUAUUUACAAUGCCCGAACCUUUAGAUGAAACUUCUGAUGGUCGCCAUCGAAUUGGAUAUAAAGAGCAACGUUAUGAUACGGCCAAUGCCUUAAAAGAAAACUGUACUAGACGUUAUAAUCUUUGCAAAGAUUCUUUAUGGUCUUCUCAUUUUGUUCUUUAA
Molecule: messenger RNA, 1341 nt
Organism: Lucilia sericata (common green bottle fly)
Lineage: Eukaryota; Metazoa; Arthropoda; Insecta; Diptera; Calliphoridae
Exons: 4
Coding region: 1-1341 (446 amino acids)
Source: RefSeq, a predicted model, not a curated record